Molecule: messenger RNA, 1363 nt
Organism: Dermacentor silvarum
Lineage: Eukaryota; Metazoa; Arthropoda; Arachnida; Ixodida; Ixodidae
Product: 5'-AMP-activated protein kinase subunit gamma-1-like
Exons: 10
Coding region: 445-1329 (294 amino acids)
Source: RefSeq, a predicted model, not a curated record
GUUUUAGCCUCUCAGACGGCGGUCGUGCUGCUGCGGUACACGCGAAGCUUGCACCUUUGUUUCAUCCAGUGCGUGACAUUCGACCAGUGUGCAGCGGCGGCGGCGACAGCCGAUCUCGGCUUUCCCACAUAGAUCGUCGGCGCUGUGCUUUCGGUGCGCGCCGCUUUCGCGAGCAAGCCUGCUACAACGAGUUGUGAAAGCAAGUGCGCCCCGUGUGUGUGUGCCACGGGCUCCGGCCAGCAGCCCGCGUCGCUGCCUUGGGACACGAUGCUGGGCGGUCGAUCGCCGCAACGCCACCGAGCCAGGCACUAAACUGUCCGCCGCCGCGUGCUGUUGCUUGGCGCGCUAGCGUGCCGCCCUUUCACGCCCUGCGCCAGUGGACUUCGGCCGCCGUCUGCUGCUGCUGCUGCUGCACAGCCCGAAGCCGUGUGCAGCGGUCUCGCCAUGAAGAAGCUCGCCAAGGCGCCCUCGUCGCGGUCACUGCCGCGCGCGGACGGCAUCUUCUCGAAGAUGCGCCGCCUCCGCAGCCACACGCUUCCCUCGCGGCUCACCCAGGUGGCAACGACCAAGCGAGUUGCCAUUGCGCUUCCUCAUGCGGACUCCCUCUGUGAUAAGAUAGACAUCGAGGAUUUGGGUGAAGAUGAAAACAUGCUGUUUGUAAAGUUUUUCAAGUAUUACCGCUGCUACGAUCUCAUUCCUGUCAGUGCCAAACUUGUUGUUUUCGACACGGAACUGCUGGUAAAGAAAGCCUUCUUUGCCCUUGUGAGCAAUGGUGUGAGAGCAGCUCCUCUCUGGGACAGCGCCAAGCAGGAGUUUAUUGGGAUGCUGACUAUCACUGACUUUAUAUACAUUCUGAGGAACUACUACAAGUCUCCUUUGGUGCGAAUGGAUGAACUGGAGGAACAGAAGAUCAAAGCAUGGAGAAAAGUCCUCAAUGACACCUCAAGACCAUUGGUGCACAUUGGACCUGAUGCAAGCUUGUGCGAUGCCAUCACAACACUUAUUCACAACAAGGUGCACCGAUUGCCUGUCAUUGACCCGCAAACGGGUAACGUACUCUACGUGCUGACACACAAGAGGAUCCUGCGUUUUCUCUUCCUUUAUUACUAUGAGUUGCCUCAUCCCAGCUAUCUGGAUCAGACACUUCGGGAGCUGAAGAUUGGGACUUAUGAAAAUAUUGCCACGACAAAGCCUAGCACACCACUGAUUGUGGCGCUAAAUCAGUUCAUCAAAAGAAGAGUGUCAGCAUUGCCAGUGGUUGAUGAUCGGGGAAAAGUAGUUGACAUCUAUGCCAAGUUUGAUGUCAUUGUAAGUAAUGGCCCUCUAUGAAGCUUUUGAAUUGCCAAGCUAUCAUCUAGAGAGC